GAAUUGGAGAGGCAGCGCAGGCCAGGUUAGGCUUGGCGCCGUGUUUGUCGCGUUUGCGGCCUUCACUUUUGAACGAGAAGCGUGUUGGUUUCGAUACGUCUCCUCAAUUUGACUGACGGAACCUUUCGGAGUGAUUGAUGCUUACCUGAGUCUCUUUGUUGUUUGGGGAGUCUGCAGGCGCCAUGGCGACAGCCUUGACAUCGAGAGACGAGCCCAAAGCGGCCGAAUAUGCUGGAGAUGAAGUUUCUGCGCUGGUGCUCGACCCUGGCUUUUCCAGUGUGCGCGCCGGCUUUGCAGGAGAAGACACACCCAAAUCGAUAGUCCCUACAUUCUACGCAUCUACCGGAUCGCAACGCUUAUUCGGGGACCAUGUCAUCGAUGUGCCGCGGGAAGGAGUUGAGAUUAAGAAUCCUAUGAACAAAGAUGGCAUAGUGGAGGACUGGGAUGCGGCGGAGGCGCUGUGGAAAUUCUCAUUCGCACACAAACUCACAGGCGUCCGACCGAAUCGCGCUCUACAAGAGUGGCUCAACGAGCCGAAAUCGGUGCCAGAUCUACAAAAAGCCAUGGCCGAUGCCGUGGACACGGAACGAUGUCUGGAGGACCACCCCUUGUUCAUGACGGAGCCGUCGUGGAACUCAGCUAAGGCUCGGGAAAAGUGUGCGGAAAUCGCGCUCGAAUCGUGGGCCGCGCCAGCGUUCUAUCUGGGCCGAACGGGCGUGAUGGGCGCUUUCGCUGCGGGCAAACCUACGGCGCUGGUGAUGGAUUUUGGAGCCACGCAGGUCUCUGUGACGCCGGUGCACGACGGGAUGAUUUUGAAAAAGGGCGUAACGAGGGCGAAUAUUGGUGGAAACUACUUGUCGAGCCAGGUGCGGAGUAUGCUUGCGAGCAACGAGUCUGGAGCCAUCAAUAUCACGCCACAUUACCUUGUGCAAGCGAAGCAGCCGGUCGACGCGGGACAGUCGGCGAAUGCGAUCUUGAAGACGUUUCCCGAGGGGUUCAAGGCGCCAGAUGCGAGCUUUCGACGAUACCAGGAGGCGAAAGUGGUGCUGGAGUUCAAAGAGAUUGCGCUGCAGGCAUGGACGAACCCAAAUACCCCAUUUCGAGGACAAGGAGAAGCACUGGCGCGGGAGCAACAGUUUGCGCAACCGUUUGAGUUCCCGGACGGAUAUAAUCAGACGUUCUCUGCGGAGCGGUUUAGGGUCGUGGAGAGCAUGUUCGACGGGCAGUGUUAUUACGAUGGCGGAGACGACACGUACCCGGCGCCGGAUGCUCAGCAGACGGUUCCCGGAUUGGUCAAGGCGUCGUUGAGUCAGGUGGAUGUUGAUAUUCGACCGUUUUUGCUGGGAAAUGUGGUGAUUACGGGGUCAGGGUCACUGAUUCGUGGACUGCCGGAGCGGAUACAACAGGAACUCAGCAAGAUGUAUCCGAGUGCGCGGGUGAGGAUUCAAGCUUCGGGCAUGCCGGUGGAACGGAAGUUUGGGAGCUGGAUUGGAGGGAGCAUCGUGGCCAGUCUGGGGACGUUUCACCAGAUGUGGAUAUCGAAGAAGGAGUACGAAGAGCAUGGGCCGAGCAUUGUUGAGAAGCGGUGCAAGUGAACGGAACUCAUGGGUUGGGCGUGUGGUGUUUUUGUUUUUGGUACGGCGGGUAGCAUUAAAGGGUAAACUGCAUGGCGGGAUCACAAAACAAGGCUGCUCACGUCGAAGAUCAAGAAUGCGAUCAUUUCUGGGGUCUGGGGUGAUCUACUACUGUAUGGCAUCCGUGGUAUUGCCUGGGAACCAGACACAGGGUCUGAAAAACGGAGAGAAUGCAAUGCAUACCGAAGAUACAGGUCCGGUGGCCUUGCAUUAGACUAGGGAUCACAGCACAUCGUAUUCUAUUGUCCCUUGUAACAUUUAUGAGGGGAUUGUGGGCAGCGGUGAGAAAGACAUGGACAUGGAUACGCGUAACAUCGUUAGUUAUCGAUCAUCGACAUGGAUGCGCAUUGGAGUGUGGUGGAAGAGGGAAUCCAUUGGCCGACGGUAACAUGCAAGUAGCAUGGGCAGUGCAUGAGUUUACCAACACC
Messenger RNA from Exophiala viscosa, 2062 nucleotides. Its product is annotated as actin-like protein 4. The record is from RefSeq and is a predicted model, not a curated record. The transcript is spliced from 2 exons. Gene Ontology annotation, cellular component: NuA4 histone acetyltransferase complex; SWI/SNF complex. The coding region runs from base 183 to 1595 and encodes 470 amino acids. Lineage: Eukaryota; Fungi; Ascomycota; Eurotiomycetes; Chaetothyriales; Herpotrichiellaceae. Gene Ontology annotation, molecular function: chromatin binding. Gene Ontology annotation, biological process: chromatin remodeling; regulation of transcription by RNA polymerase II.